AUGGAUACUACGAUGGAUCUCCCCAUCUCCAUCCACGACGUCGAUCCGCAAGUCCUAAUUCCGGCCCUCAAAUCUCACCUCCCCUAUUCGCUUCCGUUGCUACGGCGCCUCCAACACUCGCUAGCCCAUCCCUCCCCGACCGCCAAGUACCUGGUCACUGCCUCCGUCUUGGAUGCCGUCGGGGACCUGAAACCCGCGUCUGACUCGAACUCCGUGUCCGCUUCGUUAUUGUCCAGGGGAUCCUUGCCAGGAGAUGUUGGUGUUACCAAUACCAACACUGGCGUUCCGAUGCCCUGGCUAGCCGCCUGGGUGGAUCUGCAUGCCGGUCCUGAGACCCAGGUUGUUGUUUACUCCAGUCUCGAAAGGGAAGCUCCAGCUCCAUCUGGAAAGAAAGAAGUCACAGAAGAAGCAAACGCGAUCGAAGAAUCCGUCUCCACUCUCGAUUCCGCUAGCAAUAAUGUCAGGCUCAAUGCCAAUGGCAGCGUCAUCUCACCCGACCCUCUGGACCGGGUGCGUGCGCAACUAUUGGCUCUACUAUCCCAUAUCAAGAAUCGCUUGAUGCCCGAAUAUCCCCAGUCUCUUAGUCCUAAUCAGAAUCUCGACGACAAUCUGGCCCCCACGUCAGCUCGUGACGCCAAUACGAACCGGAUUGGAACUAGUUGCACUGCGAGUAGUGCGACUGACGGCCGUCCUCCCAACCCACCGGGUCAGGGUCAAGGUCAGCCUGUCGGUCCUAGUCCAAGAGCUUUCAAAAUCGGCCACCUGCACACGGGACUCUUCUCCGUGUUAACUGCUUCGGGAAAAUACCCUCCCCCUUCUUCUCCUCCUCCCCUUGGCCAAUGCCAAACCCACACCCAUGGUUUUGGUGCUGGUGCCAGCCAGCCACAUGGCCCCCAGAUGGUCGUCCCAGGUCUCCGGGUCCACCGUUUCGACCACCCCCCCUACAACAAGUACCUAUUUCGGGACCAGGAAUUUGUCAUUGUAGAUGGGGACCCCGACGGGGACCAUGAUAGUGACAGCGACAAGAACGGGGACGUGACCCAGCAUGAUGGUCCCCGUUCGCGAUCGACUUCUGGAUCCGCACCCGCUGUCACCCAUGAGUCUAAUUGUUCCCAGUCCCAGCUGCCCCCCGGAUACCGCUUCUCCGACCGUAAGGGGAACUCGGCCCUCUUGCCCCGUCACUACGAGCUCAUUUGUCGUCGAUCGGCUGUCUUUCGGACUCCUAAGAGCUUGGCUUCUUUCCCGGGUGUUGCGAUUUACGUGGAUACUCCUUCGUCUGUCUCAGAUACUAGGAGAAUUAGCGGCGACGAUGAAGAAGAAGAAGAAGAAGAAGAAGAAGAAGAAGAAGAAGAAGAAGAAGAAGAAACCCCCAUCGCAUGGGCCUUCCUCAGCGCAGACGGAACACUAGCCGUUCUACACGUCGAGCCGGAGCACCGUGGCAAGGGACUGGCCGAGUCGGCGAGUCGAGAGGUCAUGCGAAGAGGGAUGCACGAAGGAGGGAUGUUCCGAGCGAAGGGCGAGAAGGGCUGGGUUCAUGCGGACGUGGCGCCGGGCAAUCGAGCUAGUUGUAGGGUGAUGGAGAAGCUUGGGGGUGUGGUUGGUUGGACGGUUACGUGGACGGUUGUAGAGUUUGAUUGA
Molecule: messenger RNA, 1638 nt
Organism: Aspergillus melleus
Lineage: Eukaryota; Fungi; Ascomycota; Eurotiomycetes; Eurotiales; Aspergillaceae
Exons: 1
Coding region: 1-1638 (545 amino acids)
Molecular function (GO): acyltransferase activity, transferring groups other than amino-acyl groups
Source: RefSeq, a predicted model, not a curated record